Trichoderma atroviride IMI 206040 is the source of this 354-nucleotide messenger RNA. The record is from RefSeq and is a predicted model, not a curated record. NCBI's taxonomy places the organism in Eukaryota, Fungi, Ascomycota, Sordariomycetes, Hypocreales, Hypocreaceae.
AUGGCGAUCCAAUUCUGUAGCCCAUGCGGAAAUACUCUCGACAUCUCUCCGAAUUCAACAAUCCAGUGCGACUGCUGUGGUUCUAUGAACAAGAACAAAUUCUUAGCAGGCAUAUCAACUACUUCAUCAACUAACAAUUUCCCUUCUGAGCUUCGCCGGAAACGACAAACGACGCAGCAAUUACCGAGUUUGGCUUCCGUGGAUACUUGGCCUACGACCAGGGAAACAUGCCCAAAAUGUGGCGCGAAGGAAGUCCGAUACACGACCCUACAAUUAAGAAGCGCCGAUGAAGGAACUACUUUAUUCUAUUACUGUUCGGACUGCUCAGAGAGGUAUGCACAUGAGCUCUUUUGA